This is a messenger RNA of Durusdinium trenchii, 2043 nucleotides long. The record is from the annotation of a GenBank genome assembly. Lineage: Eukaryota; Dinophyceae; Suessiales; Symbiodiniaceae.
AUGACGGCUGAGGAACAGGUCACCGAGGAACCCUCCGGGCCACCAGUGGCGUUAGCGCCAUCCGAGCCGGCGGACGAGCCGCCCGCGCCCGCGGAGGAACCGCCUGCGGCGUCCCUUCAAGAGGUCGACUUCGCCGCGCUCCGGCGGGAGCUCGCCGAGGAGAAGGAGCCGGCACCAGUGAGGUCGGCGCCCUUCGCCCUCUUCGCCGACUCGGCGUCCAUGCAGGGCCGAAGACCCAAGCAGGAGGAUCGACAUGUCAAGAUCCCAGACCUCACCAAGGCGGCCAAGGCUCUGAAGAUGCCCAUCGAUCAUCUCCCUCAGCCCUGCGCCUUCUUCUCGGUCUACGACGGGCACCAGGGUCAGCAGUGCUCGGACUUCGCAGCCAAGGGUUUCCAUGGGAAGCUGCUGAAGCGGUUGUCCGCGGACACCGACCCUGCUGCCUGGACGGAGGAGCGGAUAUGUAGCACCUUGAAGGAGAUCUGCGAGGAGCUUGAUAGCGAGUUCCUACAGAAGUUUCGGACCUCACCGGAUGGCACUACCCUGGUCGUGGCUUUGGUGGUGGGCACCAAGCUCUAUACCGCUUGGGUGGGCGAUUCGAGAUUGGUUUUAUGCCAAAGGUCUCAGAUGCAACAGCUGCUUGCGGUGGCCGUCACCAAGGACCAUCGGCCGAAUCUGGAGGCUGAGGCCAAGCGGGUGAAGGACGCUGGUGGCCUGGUCUUGGACUUCGGCAUGGGCGUGUACAGGGUUGCCCAUGAUGGCUACGAGGAGAAGAUGCGAGAGAUGAAGCGCCAACAAGCGUUGGGCAUGGGAUUCUCUGGCAAGGAGCCCGUGGCCCUGGCGGUCUCCCGGGCCUUGGGCGAUCGCGACUUCAAGGCAGUGACGGGGAAGCCACUCCUCAUCGCAGAGCCAGAUGUGAAGUGCGUGCAACUCGAUAGGACGCACAUGUCCAUGGCCUUAAUGUGCGACGGGAUCUCCGACGUGAUGCAAGACGACGAGAUCUGCGCGGAGCUGGAGAUGCGGAGGCCUGGGCCACCCGACCCUGUGAAGCGCUGCCGAAUAGCGUGCGGCGCGCUGGUUCAGGAGGCCUACAAGCGAGGGAGUGAGGACAAUCUCACGGUGAUCUUCGUACGCUUCCAAUGGGAAGGUGGCUAUCAGGAGGCGCCCUUGCCAAGCAACCACCCGUAUGCCAUAGCGUUGGCGCAAGCUGCGUCGAAAGGCACCACUGCAGCCGCCGCCUCGAAAAAGAGGCGUCAAGAGGCGGCGGCCAGUGUGAAACGGCAAAAGGUGGAUGCCUACGAGCGCGCCAUGGCGCAACAAAACCGGGAGGAGGAAGCUCGGUCGAAGGUCGACACCAACGGUGCGAAAGCAUCCGAGUCGAAGCCAAAGGAGUCUGACAAAGAAGAGAAGAAAGAGGAAGAGGAUGAUGAGGAUGGCCUGAAGCUCAGUCAAGCCCAAGACGAGAUGGGACCCACCGUGCCUUUGGUGAAGCGAAAAGAUCAGAAUGGCAGGAGAGCUGAAGAGACCAUUUUGGCCGGGUGCGCUAGAGCUGCGCGCCGUGAAUUGCAGGUACAGAAGGCGGUCAUGGCGUUGCAAGAGGCCAUGCGGCUCUACCGCAGCACGCUGAGAGCCGCCAGCAAGUUCACGGAUUACAACUUCCGGCAUUACUUUGCUCGCCGGGCCCGGGAGGAUUUUCGCGCCUUCUAUGAUGGCAAGCCUGAUGAUGCCAGUCGGCAGGCCUUUUUGGCGAAGGCGAAGGAGAACUUAGAGAUGUUGGAGAGACAAAGCAUGGUGAGUCAAAUGUACCGGGUCACAUCUCCGAUCACUCGAAGAUGAGGUUUAGACGCCCUCCUUUGGUGAAGAAUCCGCUCUGUUCUGAGCCGACAGGGGCCUGAGAACGCACUCGUCCGCAAAGUCGCGGAUGGUUUAGGACGUGGCUCAAGCCUGAAACACUCAAAGUCGUAAAGAAAUCCAAAAAUGAAUUAUUAUAGUUAUAUAUAUUUGAAUUAUAAUAUAUAUUUGAAUUAUAUACCCCCAGAUUUGUUG